CAUUCCUAGAUAGAUAGAUAGAAUAAUGUCUCGGGAUCCGCUGACGACGGGAAGAGUAAUAGGAGAUGUGCUCGACCCCUUUACGCCAGGGACCAUCUCCUUCUCCGUCACUUAUUCUACCACUGAAGUAAAAAAUGGCUACGAACUCAGGCCUUCUGCUGUCAAUCUCAAACCACGCGUCGAGAUUGGCGGCGAUCCCAACGACUUACGCACCUUCUACACCCUGAUCAUGACAGAUCCGGAUGCGCCCAACCCCAGCGAUCCCACGCAUCGAGAAUACCUUCACUGGAUGGUAACUGAUAUACCUGCUGCAACCUCAGCCUCUCUCGGGAGAGAGUUGGUGAGCUACGAGGCACCGAGGCCGAUGUUAGGAAUACACAGGUUCGUGUUUGUGCUGUUUAAGCAGGUGGGGUGGCAGACUGUAUCUCCGCCGUCAUCUCGCCAAAACUUUAAUACAAGAACUUUUGCGCAGAGCUGCCGUCUAGCGCCGCCUCUAGCCGCCGUUUUCUUCAACGCUAAAAGGGAAAUAGCACCCCGAACACGUUGAUUGGAUGGCUUCAUCUCUACCUUAUAUGCUCAUCAUAUACUUCACUAUGCUACUUUAGUUUUCAACUAGAUAGGUACCACAAAUUUUCAACUACUUUAUUAUAAAACAUUAAGGAGUUUUCUUGGGAAUCUUUUAAAUAAAUAGUCGUUUUCUUCUUUUGC
Molecule: messenger RNA, 708 nt
Organism: Cryptomeria japonica (Japanese cedar)
Lineage: Eukaryota; Viridiplantae; Streptophyta; Pinopsida; Cupressales; Cupressaceae
Product: protein HEADING DATE 3A
Exons: 4
Coding region: 26-547 (173 amino acids)
Source: RefSeq, a predicted model, not a curated record